Messenger RNA from Talpa occidentalis (Iberian mole), 2724 nucleotides. It is a transcript of the gene TSPAN15, whose product is annotated as tetraspanin 15. Bases 56 to 940 code for a protein of 294 amino acids. Gene Ontology annotation, cellular component: membrane. NCBI's taxonomy places the organism in Eukaryota, Metazoa, Chordata, Mammalia, Eulipotyphla, Talpidae. The record is from RefSeq and is a predicted model, not a curated record. The transcript is spliced from 8 exons.
CACGCGGCCGCAGGCACCAGGCGGGCGCCCCGGAGCCCCGCGCGGGGAGUGCGGGAUGCCCCGCGGGGACUCAGAGCAGGUGCGCUACUGCGCGCGCUUCUCCUACCUCUGGCUCAAGUUCUCGCUCGUUAUUUACUCUACAAUAUUUUGGCUGAUCGGGGGCCUGGUGCUGUUGGUGGGGAUCUAUGCAGAGAUCGAACGGCAGAAAUACAAAACCCUUGAAAGUGCCUUCCUGGCCCCAGCCAUCAUCCUCAUCCUCCUGGGGGCCAUCAUGUUCUUUGUCUCCUUCAUUGGCGUGCUGGCUUCCCUCCGUGACAACCUGUGCCUUCUCCAGGCGUUUCAGUAUGUCCUUGUGCUUUGCCUCAUAAUGGAGCUCAUUGGCGGCAUGGUGGCCUUGAUAUUCCGGAACCAGACCAUCGACUUUCUGAAUGACAACAUUCGAAGAGGAAUCGUGAACUAUUAUGAUGAUCUGGACUUCAAAAACAUCAUGGACUUUGUUCAGAAGAAGUUUAAGUGCUGUGGCGGGGAGGACUACCGAGAUUGGAACAAAAACCAGUAUCACGACUGCAGCGCCCCCGGACCCCUGGCCUGCGGGGUGCCCUAUACUUGCUGCUUCAAAAACACGACAGAAGUCGUCAACACCAUGUGUGGUUAUAGAACUAUCGACAAGGAGCGCCUCAGCGUGCAUGACAUCAUUUACGUGCGGGGCUGCACCAAUGCUGUGCUCAUCUGGUUCAUGGACAACUACACCAUCAUGGCGGGCCUCCUGCUGGGCAUCCUGCUCCCCCAGUUCCUCGGGGUGCUGCUGACGUUACUGUACAUCACCCGGGUGGAGGACAUCAUCAAUGAGUACUCUGCCACCGAUGGGUUACUGAGUUCCAGUGACAAGCCCAGUGUGGAGGCGGCAGGCACAGGAUGCUGUAUGUGCUACCCCACUUAGGGCCCCCGCCUGGGGAAGCGGCUCCAGCAGGCUAUGUCAGCCAACCCUGCCCAGGCCACACCGUGGGGCCUGGACAGGGCUGUGGCCCAUUGUCCCACACUUGGUCCUGACCAAAACCCAGGCUGGGUUUAGCAUAGUGUCUGCUCAGGGGCCCCAUAGCCUUGCCUCUCAGAGGGGUGGAGCCUACGACCCUCCCCAGCUCCAGGAUUCUGGCCCACCAUGAGCACCGCUGGGCGUGGGGAACAGGGAGGCCCUGCUGUGGGCCUGGGCCGCUGCAAGUCAGGGGCUCAGUGCUCAGCUCAGGGCCCAUUUCAUUUCUGGUAGUGCCUUGGCCUAUAGCGGCUAAAUCCCUGGAGGGCAGUUUUGUAGUGAUUUGUGAGCGGGGAAAGACUACAGCAUACGUGCCCCACAGUGAUGGAAGGGUGGGGUGCAGCCCCUGGACCCCCAUUCUCUCAGCCAUGCUUCAGAGGCCCAACUGAGAGUCUCAGGUGCCUUGAACUUCCCAAGGGCUACUGCUUUGCAGACCCUAUUUUUCAAUGUGACUUUUAUAACAUUAAUUUUGUGUACAGUUAACAGGAUUAGUCAACACUAAUUAGUUAACACUAAUUAGUUAACACUAAUUUUGUGUAAUAAAAGUUGGGUGUUUCCUCAUGACACUAUUCUUGCCCCUCCAAGUCAGUUUAUUAAUCAAACAUUAAAGAUGUGAUUUUUUUUUUUUUUUUUUUGUCUUCUGUUUGGCUUUUGGGAUGGGGAGGGGAUGAGGAAGCCCUCACUUGGGCUAAGAAACUCCUUCUUGGUGCAAGGAUUGAAGGAGGAUACCCUCGGGCCAAGAUUUGGCACAGUUGGGGACACUGAGGCCUGAGAGGAUUAGCAGCCCGCCGGCUGUGUACUCCUGGUUUAGAAAGGCCUCUCCCACUCUGGUGGUGUUGCUACUUAAGGAAAUGAUUUCCCAGCGGCGCUUGUGGGCUGGGCUUGGGGCCUCCUGUGCCUGCUCGUCCUGCUCAGAAUUCACAUGGGAAACCUCAGGAGAACAGGCAGAGAUAGCACCAUUUAUUUUACAAACUGAGAAACUGAGGCCAAGCCAGCUAUGGCAUGAGGCAUCUUCUCCAGGAAGUCAGGCAGAUGGAAACUAGGAAAAUCAAGGGGUCCAGGAAGGAGCAGUGCCCACAAAUUGCCUGAGGCUUUAGAGCCUGAGUGACUCUUUAACAGCAAGGACCUUGUACCCAAGGCCUGGGAGUCCCAGAACAGUCGAUGCUCAAUGCAAAACUUGGUGCCGAUCACCCUCUGCUGGAGAUGACAGGAUUUGCAUGGAUUUUCUGUAAGGUUCUUAGCAGAUAGAGCAAUAGCAAUAAAUUAGCAAGUGCUCUAAACAUGAACUCAACAUAGUAUGUUAAGGGAAUUUCCAUAAGACCCAGAAGUUGAGUGGUUGGAUGUUUGGUCUGCCAGAGUUGCUUGCCGUGGGGCAGGAAGGGGCUGGAGAAGGGUCUUCAGAGGGAUAGAAAGGGCAACAAGAGCAAAAUCAUCAGUGGGCAUCCAUUAGGAACAUGCCUAAACAUAGGUUUUAACUCCUUUAAUCCUCACAGCUGUGUGGUAAGUACUUUUUUUUUUUUGACGGAGAAACUGAUGCACAGAGUGAUUAAAUAACUUGCCCAAGGUACAUAGUAAGUGAUAAAGCCUCACGUGGACACAUGGAACUUGGGGUGCAAAGCUGGUGCGGCUCUCCCCAUGGAUGGUCAUGGAACCACCUUGGGCAGCAUGAUGCAGAGGCACCAUGUCUGGUGGGU